ACGCUUCUCCUUGACAAACUCACUUGGCACCGGCUUGCAAAGUCGUUUUCCCAAAGGAUUAAACAUCCGGGAAGACAAUUUUGCAUCACAUCUUUCAAAUCAACCCAGUGUCAGGCUCAAGUGGCUUUGGACCAAUCUUAGCAAAAUGUGGAAGCGUUCAAAGGGCUCAGGACGCAAAGUCUGUUUCUCCCUCGUUCACCAGUAUAUUCAACAUUUCAACGAGAAAGCCGGCAGCAAAUCAGCUGCAAUCCGGAGAAGAUCUAAAAUUCCCGGGGUGGUCAUCACACAGAAUAUAGUGAGCAUACCAGAGGGGAAAAGUGUCCCAGAUUUCAAAUGUAAACUAAACCCAGUCAAUGUCCAAGAAGGGAAAUCGGCUGUUUUCAAGGCUUUGGUGAUAGGAGAGCCCAAACCUGAAGUGACAUGGAAGAGAGUAAGAGGCAGCAUUUUAGACAAGGAGAAAUAUCAGAUGAAAUACGAUGACUCAACAGGGGAGUACUUAUUGGAGAUUCGUGCAGUAACGUGUGCAGAUGCAGACACAUACAAAUGCAUUGCAGUGAAUGAAUACGGAAAAGCUAUUUGCUCUGUAGCACUAAAUUUGACAGACGUAGUAACCGAUCCAUCAGAUUUCAGAAAAUUGCUGAGAAAGACAAACACAAAUAUUUUCGAGGAAAACCAGACAGAGAAAGUCAAAGAAAGAAACGAGAGAUACCGGGACACGUUACAGAGGGACUAUGAGACACUAGGGACAAAAGACAUGCAUUUGAUGCACAUGAAAACGGAGGAGAAGAGGCAGCAAAUGUUGAAAUAUCAGCAUGGAACGAGUCCUCCUGAUGAAGAUUUGGUGAGGAAAAACGGACUAAUAGGUGGCAGAUGUGCAAAGGAUGCUGAAAACUUCACACUUCCCCAGCUAGACUUUGCAGUCAAACUCCAAGAGGCAAUAACAGAAGAAAAAGACACUGCGCUGUUUGAAUGCGUCCUGACCCAACCGUUGCCUAAAAUCACCUGGAUGAGCAAAGGCACUGUGCUGGAAGACAGUGAAAAAUAUCAAAUCAGUGUGUCGGAGCACCAAAUGAUCCACAGGUUGCUGAUCACAGACUGCUCGGACCAAGACAAAGGUGUCUAUUCAGCUGUGGCUGGAAGUGCCUCAAGCAAUGCAGCAUUAGAUGUAGAAGCUGACCUUGAAGCAGCUGGCAAGAAGAAAACCGGAGGAGCGGGCAUAGACCUCGAGGAAGUGGUCAAACAGCAGCAAAUCAAAAACCAAGAAGAAAUGGAGAAGAUUUUGGAAGCCAUCAAAGCAAAACAUGACACAGGGGAGUUGACAGAGCAGAAGACAUUAUCGACUUCAAGAAAAGAGGGACAAAUCAUUUCCCUGACUGAACCCGUCAAAUACAGUGGGAGUGACAUGCAUGAUUCAAACAAUAAUUGCAACAAAGCAAUGCUCAAUGGCCUCUCGCCAUCUCCGCAGCAGAUGAUAGAUGAUGGCUUUGGAAGAGAUAAACCGGAGGAGACCAAGGAUGGUGAUGGAAGAAACAAGCUGGAAGAAGAAAUGGAGCAUGCAGUACAAGAUGGCUUUGGAAGAGAUAAAUCAGUGGAGACCAAGGAUGGUGAUGGAAGAAACAAGCUGGAAGAAGAAACGGAGAAUACAGUACAAGAGUCCAGGGACACGUGUGAUGAGGAGUUAAAUGAAAGCAAUACGAAGCUCACACCGAAGAAGAAAAAAUAUGAAAGCUUUUUUAAUGAAGACAGCGAGGCUGAAGAAUUGAUUGGCCUUGCCACACAACCGAGGCGUAAAAGAAUUGGCCCACUGAUAGAAGAUGCAGUCAUUGAUCCAGGGGUUCAGUUCAUCUGGGGAUUGUCGGACAUCAACGCCAUCAUCUGUGAAAAUGCAGAGCUAACUUGUAAACUCAGCAAGGAAGACUGCGAGGGAGUCUGGUUCCGGGAUGGUGAAAAGAUCAUCACUGGUGACACUUUUAUAAUAUCUAAAGAGGGUGCAAUUCAUAAGUUGCUGAUAAUGAACUGCCAGGAGGAGCACUCUGGGAAAUACCGUUUUGAGGCUGACAAUCGCAAGACAGAGGCGGUGGUCAACGUCAAAGAUCCACCGAGAUUUGAGCCAGAAGACCUCAAUGCAUUCACAGAGCCCUUAAGAAUUAAAGUAGGGCACAAUGCAGUCUUUAAACUCAAUUUUCUUGGCUUCGAGCCCAUUAAGAUCAAGUGGUACAGAGAAGGAGAGGAGCUCCAUGAUGAUGCCAGCAGCACCAGGAUAGAUAAAUCGGCCAGUCACAGCCGCCUGCUGCUGAGCAGGUGCCAGAGGAGGGACUCAGGAGAGAUCAAGAUCAGGCUCAAAAAUGAGCAUGGCACCGCUGAGGCGAUAACACAGCUCAUUGUGCUUGACAAACCCACUACCCCAUUGGGUCCCGCAGAGAUAACACUUAGUUCAGCUACGUGCAUUGAAUUUAAGUGGAGGCCUCCAAAGGAUGACGGCGGCUCGCCUGUGAUGAAUUACAUCAUGGAACGACAACAGAUUGGCAGAAACACUUGGAAGAAACUAGGGGAGAUUCCGGGUGUGCCGUUCUACCGCGACACAGAUGUGGACCGUGGACGCAAAUAUUGUUACAGAAUCCGAGCUUUGACCUCAGAGGGUGUGAGCGAAGUGAUGGAGACUGAAGACCUGCAAGCUGGCAUCCUAGCGUUCCCCAGUGCACCUGCACCUCCAAAAGUGGUCAGUGCUUUUGACGACUGCAUCAACCUUUCUUGGACUGCACCAAGUAACACGGGAGGCUCACAAAUUAUUGGCUACAUGGUGGAAAAACGCAAAAAAGGAAGCAAUCUCUGGACUGGGGUCAAUGCUUCAAUGGAGCCAAUAAAAGAGAAGAAAUGUGCAGUGAAAGAUGUUGUGGCAGGUAUGGAAUAUGAAUUCAGAGUUUUGGCUGUGAACCUUUCGGGACCUGGGGAAUUUAGCAACCCUUGUGACUUUGUCUUUGCUCGGGAUCCCAAAAAGCCCCCUGGGAAAGUUAUUGGUUUAAAAGUGACAGAAACUUCUUACAACCACUUUGUCUUGAGCUGGACAAAACCGAAAGACAAACCUGACAUAGAGGAUGAAGCGAAGGGAUAUUUUGUGGAGAUAAGGAAUGCGCAGUGCCUAGAAUGGUCACGAAGCUUCACCAUCACCACCACCUACACUGUAAAAGGCCUGAGGGCAAUGGAUAUGUACUGGGUCAGAGUCAUUGCAACCAAUGAUGGAGGAGAAGGCCAAACUGAGGAGCUGUCCAAUUAUGUCCUUGCCAUGCCGCCCCUUGUGAGACCAAAGUUCACAACUAAAAAGAUGAAAACAUUUGUGGUGGUGAGGGCAGGAAACACCGUCAGGGUGACCAUAAACUUUGAGGCUUCCCCACCACCAGACAUCAUGUGGCUCAAGGACAAUGGGCCUGUGUCAAAGCGAGUCACAGUGAGUAACUCAGAUGGAGCUUCACAGAUGUUGAUCCCUUCGUCAGAACGCUCUGAUUCUGGCAUCUACUCCAUUUUGGUGAGAAAUUUGGCAGGACAGGAGACUUUCAGUACAGAAGUCAGGGUCACAGAUGAUCCUAAGCCUCCUGGACCAGUAGAAAUAGAGGAAAAUGUGCCAGGAACAGUGCAAGUGACUUGGCAACCUUCUCCUGAUGAGAAGCUUGAUGACCGAUUGCAUUACACAAUUUCCAAACUGGACUCGACCAAACACACGUGGAUCACAGUGGCCGACAGACUCUUCAAUAACAAGUUCACUGUUUGUAAUAUCAUGCCCGGGAGGGAAUACCAUUUUCGGGUCUAUGCCAAGAAUGACAUGGGUGUGUCCACACCUUCUGAGUCACCCACCUGGGCGGUGGGGAGAAAGAAAGAAAAGCUUUCACUGACAUUACCGAACCGCGAAGAACGUGACCUGCGAUGUGCUCCGGAUUUCAUCGUACCACUGAAGCUGCAUGCAGCACCAAAAGGCUACGAAUGCUACAUGAGCUGCGCUGUUACAGGGAACCCCAAACCUCGAAUCACGUGGUAUCGAGAUCACGUCAACCUGAACACAAACACCAACUAUUACAUCUCCAACACCUGUGGAGUUUGCUCCAUGUUGAUCCUCAGCGUUGGCUCUAAAGAUGUGGGCAAGUACACUGUCACAGCAGAGAACGCCUUGGGCCGAUCCGAAUGUUCCACCAUGCUCAGUGUCAGAGAAUGAAGAAUCUGACAGCAACCAGGGUUGUGUUUCUUUUUUUUUCCCCUUUUCUUUUUUUUUUUUUAGGUCGCUCAGAUGCUUUUGUUGUUGUGCUGCUUGGAUUUUGUCCAUCAGUUGCAUGACAUAAUCUGUUGGUUUGUUACAAAAACUGAAAUAAAUGUUUUCUUUGUCGAGAUUUU
Molecule: messenger RNA, 4380 nt
Organism: Hippocampus comes (tiger tail seahorse)
Lineage: Eukaryota; Metazoa; Chordata; Actinopteri; Syngnathiformes; Syngnathidae
Product: immunoglobulin-like and fibronectin type III domain-containing protein 1
Exons: 27
Coding region: 146-4204 (1352 amino acids)
Molecular function (GO): protein binding
Source: RefSeq, a predicted model, not a curated record